AUGGGCGCCGUGAGCAAGUUUCCGUACCCCAAGCACACGUGGUCGCCGGCCGGUGGCUGGUGGAACGAGCCGAAGAACUGGAAGACGCGCACGGGCGUCCUCGUCGGCGUGCUCGGCCUCCUCAUCCACAAGACGACCUACAGCCACCUCCCGGCCACGCAAGAAGAGUAA
This is a messenger RNA of Saprolegnia parasitica CBS 223.65, 171 nucleotides long. RefSeq lists its product as hypothetical. The record is from RefSeq and is a predicted model, not a curated record. The transcript has 2 exons. NCBI's taxonomy places the organism in Eukaryota, Oomycota, Saprolegniomycetes, Saprolegniales, Saprolegniaceae. The coding region runs from base 1 to 171 and encodes 56 amino acids.